GCCCCGUUGUGAGGUUAUAAAGUGCGGCGCUCCGCGGGCGAGCGCAGUGGCUGCCGCCGCGGCUCUGCUUUCGGCUGCUCAUUUGGCGCCGCAACGGACCGCCCGCUCCCGCUCCGUGUACAGUAGCCGGCCCCUCUCCGGCGCCGUUCCGGGGCUCCCGUGCUUUGCGCGAAGCCCUGGCCCCGGCGGCCGGGGCAUGGGCCAGGGGCGCGGGGUAAGGCGGCUUCCGGCAGGGCCGUGACCUGUACCGGCUUCAGCAUGAAGACCCUCAUAGCCGCCUACUCUGGGGUCCUGCGAGGUGAGCGCCGGGCCGAGGCUGCCCGGAGUAAGAGCCCGAAAGGAGGAUCAGCGCUAUCACGUGAGGGAUCUGGGAGAUGGGGCGCAGGCUCCAGUAUCCUCUCUGCCCUCCAGGACCUCUUCUCCAUCACCUGGCUCAAUAGGUCCAAGGUGGAAAAGCAGCUACAGGUCAUCUCAGUGCUACAAUGGGUCCUGUCUUUCCUUGUGUUGGGAGUGGCCUGCAGCGCCAUCCUAAUGUACACUUUCUGCACUGAUUGCUGGCUGAUUGCUGUGCUCUACUUUACCUGGCUGGUGUUUGACUGGAACACGCCCAAGAAAGGUGGCAGGAGGUCUCAGUGGGUCCGAAACUGGGCUGUGUGGCGCUAUUUUCGUGACUACUUUCCCAUCCAGCUGGUGAAGACACACAACCUGCUGACCACCAGGAACUAUAUCCUUGGAUACCACCCCCAUGGCAUCAUGGGCCUGGGUGCCUUCUGCAACUUCAGUACAGAGGCCACAGAAGUGAGCAAGAAGUUCCCUGGCAUAAGGCCUUACCUGGCCACCCUGGCUGGCAACUUCCGGAUGCCAGUGCUGAGGGAGUAUCUGAUGUCUGGAGGCAUCUGCCCUGUAAACCGGGACACCAUAGACUACUUGCUCUCAAAAAAUGGGACUGGCAAUGCCAUCAUCAUUGUGGUUGGGGGUGCAGCUGAGUCCCUAAGUUCCAUGCCUGGCAAGAAUGCUGUCACCCUACGGAACCGCAAGGGAUUUGUAAAACUAGCCCUGCGCCAUGGAGCCGACCUGGUUCCUACCUACUCCUUUGGGGAGAAUGAAGUAUACAAGCAGGUGAUCUUCCAGGAGGGUUCCUGGGGCCGAUGGGUCCAGAAGAAGUUCCAGAAGUAUAUUGGCUUUGCCCCAUGCAUCUUCCAUGGCCGAGGCCUCUUCUCCUCUGACACUUGGGGGCUGGUGCCCUACUCCAAACCCAUCACCACUGUUGUGGGUGAGCCCAUCACCAUCCCCAAGCUGGAGUACCCGACCCAGCAGGACAUCGACCUGUACCAUGCCAUGUACAUGGAGGCCCUGGUGAAGCUCUUUGAUAGCCAUAAGAUCAAGUUCGGCCUCCCGGAGACUGAGGUCCUGGAGGUGAACUGAACCAGCCCUCUGGAAGUCACCUCCCCAGAGGAACGAGCUGCAAAUCGUUUUCUACCAAGUUCUCGCGUGCUUUUUGUUCUGUAAAUUUGGAAGCGUCAUGGGUGUCUGUGGGUUAUUUAAAAGAAAUUAUAAUAAUUUUGUUAAACCAUUACCAUGUUAGGUCUUUUUUAAGAAAGAAAAAGUCAAUAUGUCAAGUUCUUUUCACUUCCAGUUUGUCCUGUUCUAGGUGGUGGCUAAAUCUAGGCAUUCAUGGUUUCUUGACAAACCCUUCUUCCCUUCCUGAAAUGACAGAGAAAACUCAGUUCUGGUUUGGGGAAGAAAGACAGCCAUUAGUGACUCAGGCCAGUUUGAUUAUUCACUUUUUGCCCCUAGGGAUGGGAGGCAGAAGCCGUUUCUAAUGCAAACACCUGUAUUCCCACUACCCCAUGCUGGGGAGUACAGGACUGGCCCCUCUUGCCAAGGAGAAGAGUCAGAGGGCACAAUUGCCACAUUUUGAGGGGGGCAGUGGUGAGCAGCUGGGAUGUUCCAGCUUGAUGCUCCCUCUGCCGCCCCAACCCCACCCCCAGUUUUUCAAAUCUGAGCCUGGAUUGCCUUCAGGAUGAGGAUGGGGUGGUGGUGCUGCUGUGAGGGGCAGAGGGCUGCUCUAGAUGCACCAUCUCCGGGAUCAUCCAGCCUCUGCUCUGGUUGGAGGAACUGGCUUUCCUUAAGAGGCUGAUGACACAAGGUACAGACUCAGCCUUGGCCUGGAUCACAUGGUCCCAAUGGCCUCAGUUUACCUAACCCAUACUCCCAAAUUUGGGUGUAAGGAAAGGGCCUCCCUGCUAUGCACAGAGGGGCCUGGCACCUUCUGAGCGGCAGAUUGAUUCCUGGACAGAAAGCCCCCAGACCCAAGCCUCAUGUGCAUUAUUUGUGCCUUUCUGAGGGGGUGGAGCCAGGGAGGAACCCCAGCCCCUCUGUGUGUUCUGUUUUCUCUUGAUGAGAUCAUUGUACCAUGUCAGACUUUUGUAUAUGCCUUGUCAAAUAAAUGGAAAAGAGAA
Otolemur garnettii (small-eared galago) is the source of this 2462-nucleotide messenger RNA. RefSeq names its product diacylglycerol O-acyltransferase 2 (gene DGAT2). Gene Ontology annotation, biological process: triglyceride biosynthetic process. The record is from RefSeq and is a predicted model, not a curated record. Gene Ontology annotation, molecular function: diacylglycerol O-acyltransferase activity. The coding region runs from base 259 to 1425 and encodes 388 amino acids. Gene Ontology annotation, cellular component: endoplasmic reticulum membrane. The transcript is spliced from 8 exons. Lineage: Eukaryota; Metazoa; Chordata; Mammalia; Primates; Galagidae.